Messenger RNA from Limulus polyphemus (Atlantic horseshoe crab), 2623 nucleotides. Its product is annotated as galactosylgalactosylxylosylprotein 3-beta-glucuronosyltransferase 2-like. Lineage: Eukaryota; Metazoa; Arthropoda; Merostomata; Xiphosura; Limulidae. The coding region runs from base 1 to 729 and encodes 242 amino acids. Gene Ontology annotation, biological process: carbohydrate metabolic process; chondroitin sulfate proteoglycan biosynthetic process. The transcript is spliced from 5 exons. Gene Ontology annotation, molecular function: galactosylgalactosylxylosylprotein 3-beta-glucuronosyltransferase activity. Gene Ontology annotation, cellular component: Golgi membrane. The record is from RefSeq and is a predicted model, not a curated record.
AUGACAAUUAUAAUUUGGUUUGUUUUGGCAGUUGAGGCAUCUGCAACUGAAAUGUAUGUCUUUGUACCCAACAUCCACUGGAUUUUGGUGGAAGACUCUAUAAACAAAACAAAAUUAGUGUCAAAGUUCCUGGCCCACUGUCCAUUAUCUAAUACUCACCUAAAUAUCCCCACUCCACCAGACUACAAGACUACUGAAAAAGAUCCAAAUUGGUUAAAACCUCGAGGAGUACUCCAGCGAAACCUUGGUUUGAAAUGGUUACGAGAGCACUUAAAUAUGUCAGAGGUCAAAGGUGUUGUCUAUUUUGGAGAUGAUGACAAUACAUAUGAUUUGGAACUGUUUGAAGAGAUGCGCUACACCAAGAAAGUAUCUGUGUGGCCUGUUGCAUUGGUGGGUGGUCUGAUGGUUGAACGACCUAUAGUCAAAAGUGGUAAAGUUGUGGGUUGGAACACACUAUGGAAAGCAGAUCGACCAUUUCCUAUUGACAUGGCUGGUUUUGCAGUGAAUGCAACUUUGUUGUUGAAGCACCAGGAAGCAGGAUUCAGUUUAAAAGUUCCAAGAGGAUAUCAGGAAUCCCAUCUUCUAAAACGUUUAGUCAAGAUGGAAGAUUUGGAGCCAAAGGCUAACAAUUGUACAAAGAUUCUUGUUUGGCAUACCAGGACAGAACCACCCAAACUAAAACAGGAACAAAAACUGAAAAUUCCCUCAAACCAAGGUAUAGAAGUCUAACAGUAAAUGCACAUUUGUGGAAAACAAUCACAGUAUACCUUUAACUGGUUUUAUAUAAAAUUACUAUAACCAAUAAGCUAGUUUAUAGUUUUUUAUAUGCUAAUGUAUUUAUGUUUGUAAUAUGAAUGGUUUUUUGCUCAAAGCUUUUUGGGCCAAAAUGUAAUUGUAAUACAGUUGUUCAAAAAAUAUGGAUCACUUUUAUUCUAUUAGUAAUAUUUUACUAUAAAUUUGCAAGCAUAUUUUUAUUAUCUUUAAUAUGCUACAUUUCAUCACUGAAGUUUUGAAAAUUGUUAAUUUCAACAUUAAUUAUAUUUUUCCAAGUCAAAUCAAGUUCGGUCAGGAAUUUAGGUUUAAAAAUCUUUCAAGCCUCAAAAAAAAAAAAUUGGGAGCCUGAAAAACAGCUCUGGGUGGUCAGAAACUUUUGCUUUUCUUCACCCCAAAUUUUUCUGAAUGUAAUAAGCAAUCUAACAUUCAUGAAAUAAAAGUUAAAUUUGCCUUAUUACCAUAAAUAAUACUCACCUAGACUUUUGCAGUACUACAGUAGAAGUAACCCUUUGAUGACAAGAAUGGUAGAUGUAUGUAUAAUCUCUAAUUGCACAUUCACUGUAGUGCUUGCUAUGUUUGCAAUCACAGCCAGCAAAUAUACAAAAUGUUAGAGUAUCCCUAAAAUCUCUUAAAGUGAGUUUGCCUUAGCACUUGCUAUUUUGCAAUUGUGGCUAACAAAUAGAUGUUCUCAAAAACCCAUUUACAGCCAGAAGAGAAGUAGUGCCAACUAUUCAAGUAAAUUCUGACUCGGGUUUCAUUGAAAAUGAUCUGUAGUUUUGGAUAUCAAAUGUAAUGUUGCUACAACUAGUUAUGUAUUUCCAAACAUUUCUAAAUGUGAAUGUAAAUAUAUUUUAAAAUUCACAAGACUAAGGUUCUUGAUCAUUUUAUUUCAAAAAUCAUGUUUAAAGAUACUGAAAAUUAAUUAGUGAAGACAAUUUUCAUUUAUGCCGUAGAAACGGAGAGAAUUAAUAAGAUAUUCCACCAAAAUGCAAUAUUUCUAGUAAGUAUACAUUAUUGUUCACAAUGUGUGUCAGAAAAGAUGGUCUGAACUAGCUGUAAAAAAAAAAAGCAUUUAGAUUUGUUAUAUAUUAUAUGCACCCAUAACUUUCAGAUAAAUUUUUAGAGAAAUGCAUAUUAUGUUCAGAAAAUUAUAGUAUAUCGUUGUAAUAAACAUUUUUGUUAUUUUAGUAUAAAAUGUUUUGGACUGAUAAAAGUUAUUGAACUAUGUACCAAAGAUGGAUUUUAAUCGUGAUUGUCAAAAUAACUUAGUUUCAGCAGUUUGUAUAAGUAUGAGCAGAGGACUAGGUCCAUUUCAUUUUCUAGAUAUUUUGUCUAUGUUGUAUUACAAAAGUUGUAUAUUUAACAAAACUAGUGUGUUUUUUUUACUAACAAUAUUCACCAGUAAGCAGAGAGCAAAUUUGCAAUUUAUAUAUGAGAAUGCUUACUUGUCUUUGUUGGCAAUAAUUAUUUUUUAUUGAGAUCUAAUAAACUAUUGAGUAGGAAUCGAGUUAAUUACCUGAAAAUGAAGUUCUGUGUUGAUUAUAUACAGGUGUUACUUGAAUAUAACUAGCUUUAGAAAGAGAAAUGCAAAACUUACUUUUGUAAAAAAUGUUUAUAAAGUAUGUGAUUUCAGUGAUUUAAAUAGUCUUUUUAUUUUUUUAAAUUCUAAUUUGGAAACUAGUUAAUACUUUUCUUGGAUGGUAGAAUGGUCCUAUUGCAAAAAUUUUGUACUUACCAAUCACUUUGAAAUUUACUUGCUUCUUCUUGUGGUAGAAGAUGAUCAUCCCAUUUGAUGAUUUAGACAUUACCGCAGUUUCUGAAAUUCUUCAAUAAAAUAACAGUCAGGGUU